This is a messenger RNA of Porites lobata, 6261 nucleotides long. Lineage: Eukaryota; Metazoa; Cnidaria; Anthozoa; Scleractinia; Poritidae. The record is from the annotation of a GenBank genome assembly.
UAAAUGCUCUUCAAAAUGGCGGCCGUUGUGGAGAAGGUAAAAACCAAAAGGCUAUUUCUUUCUGUGUACAGCCUUUUCAGAAGUCGCCAUUUUUCCACUUUUAGUUUCGCGCAUGAGCUCUCAGUAUGUUGCCGAAGGUCAUCUCCGUGCGUAAACCUUUUUUCCCGACGAAGUACACGUAUCUGGUCUUUUUCCCGACAAGAUGACUUGACGAAAGCCCUUUCGGACGCAGAGAAAAUAGUCGGUUAUCCCACCUCCUUCUUGAAUUUACGCUAUCUGCUAAGUGAUGAGAUCUCAAACAUCGCCAUGUACAUGAAAAGGUUCGCCAUGAGCAAACAUCCAUUGCUGAGGACUGCACGAGGCUUUGUCACUGAUGAAAAUCAAACCAUACAGACUAGAGGACUUCUAGUUCUGCUGAUUUCCAAAGCGUCUAGGCCAUGUUUAAACAACGAUCAUUACAUCACAGAUCAGGAACUGGUAGCUGAUAUUUAUUCAAGCCAAAGACAGCUUGCGGACAUUACAGAAACCAUACAUACAGGUAAAAAUCUUAAUAUAUUAUUUUAUUUCACGUUCAUGACACGCUGUUCAUGAUCUUGCUAUUGAUUUUCACCAACAAGUACAUUACCGUAACAUGUACACUGGACAUAUAUAUGCUUUGAAAUUGUAUGCCUGCCAACUUUUUCUGAAAUAUAAGCGUGAGAUUUUUAUCCUGGGAGUGCUGGGAUUUUUGAAGAUGACACGAUCAUUUCCAAAGAUUCCCGAAGAAGUCCGAAGUCUUCCGAAGACGUCCGAAGUCUGCCGAAGGCGAAGUUAUCAAGUCCCAGUCUUAGGACGCGUAUAAAUGCGAGCUCACUCCCUGUGCUUUUCACUUCAAAAAACUCAGAGAUCGUGAGGAAGGUAUUGUCAUUCAUUCAUUUUACACAUGGUUUUCAUUCCUUACAUGGGUCUGAGUUAACAUAUUUUUGGAAAUUGUGUCAAGCAAGACGGCAACAACUCACAUUUUUCAAUCAGGCGUGAGAAAUUGGCCCGCAAGCGUGAGCCGGCAUGAGAUCGGAGUGUUCAACUGGCAGGCGUGAGACUCACGCCUAAGGCGUGAGAGUUGGCAGGUAUAGAAUUGGGACUGUUUGUCAGUGACAAAGCAAAUAAAUAUCUACGGAGGAACCUCGAUAUAAUGAACCUCAGUCUAUAUAUUAAAUGAAGUCCUCGGUAUAACAGACGAUUUUCUUUACCCCAAUAACAGUAAAAUAUAUGAAACAGUGCCCCGAUAUAAUGAAACCUAGUUAUAGGAAACAUAUUUUGCCAGUCCCCAUCGAGGUUCCUCUGAACUAGAAAUUUUCUGAAAUGGAGUAUCAUUUCAGUAUAUAGUCGACUCUCUCUUAACGGACACCCCUGUAAGACGGACACCUCGGUAAAACAGACACCUAAAGUUGGUCCCUGCCUUUCUUUACUCCCUCUUUUUUGGGAUGGACAUCUCUCUAGGUGAACACCUAGUGCCUGCCCCAAAGGUGUCAGCCUAAGGCCCUGUUUACAAGGAGGUAGGGUAACCCUUGUGCUAGGGUUACCCUAGCACAAGGGUUACCCUAGCAGUCUCACAUUUCUUCUUUUUUACAUGACGUGUUUACAAGGCAGGGUAACCCUACCUAAGUGCUAGGGUUACCCUAGCAAGAGGGUUACCCUACGUGCCUUGUAAAUGCUCUGCUAGGGAUAACUCACCUACCCUGGACAGCUUUCCUCAGUCAUGCAUGACCACUAAUCUUGACAAUUUCAACAGAGUUAUCCAAUUUCUGAGCUAAAUUAUCUGAACAAUAUAAGGUUUUUUUAGUACAUGAUGAUAAUAUUUUCCCUUUUUUUUUUUCUUUUUUGUUAAUUUAAUAUGUUUUCCAUAGAGAACUUCAAGUUUUAUUUCAAAUCUUGGACGUUACAAAGAAUGUUACACGUGACGAAACACAUCAGUAAAGCUGGUUUAAGUUGACCCGAGUGAUAGGGUAGCCCUACCUGUGAAAUUUGUUUGUAAACAAGAGAUAACUUUAACCUGUUUGCUAGGGUUAACGCUAGCACAAGGUUAACCCUCUUUCCUUGUAAACAGGCCCUAAAAGAGAGUUGACUGUAGAUGGAUUGUCAGUCUAGGGAUCUCUGGACAAACUUGGGAAGAAUUACUUCAAUUGGCUUGUCUGUUCACAAAAUACCGUAAAAUUCCAAAAAUACGCCCCUCCAUGUAUAAGCCCCUCCAAAUAUAAGCCCCCUGAAACCGGUAACAGAAAAAACCCUCCGUUAAAUCACCCCUCCAAAUAUAAGCCCCCCAGCGGCUUGUACUUGGAAAAUUUCCCUAAAAUACAAAGUAAAACAAAGCAAAAACGGUAAAUUUACUUCCAACUACAAGGCUAGCCCAAUCAAUUUUGAAACGCAAGUUUCCCUCUAUAGGUAAGCCCCUCCGAAUAUAAGCCCCUCCAAAAAUAAGCCUCUCAAAAGGGGCCUUUGAAAAAUAUAAGCCCCGGGGCUUAUGUUCGGAAUUUUACGGUAUACAUGUAUAGACGUACUCUAAGAGGUACAUUAUUUGACCUUGGUGGAAGGAGGAGGGGGUGGGUACUCCCUUAUAUAACCCAUAUAUGUAUGUACUGUCCCAAUGGGUAUGGUUUUUGUGCUGUUUUGGUCUGAAAACAGGUAUACACUGUAGACUUUGCCCAUUUUGGUCUGGAAUUGGAUUUGGCUCACAAGGGAACUAUGGGAAUGUAUGAUCGUACUUGUCAUUUCAAUUCCAAAUUAAAGAGAAAGAAAGAGUAAUUUGCGAAUUCAAAAUGGAUGGGACAAGACAAGACAAGAUAUUUAUUAUCUUAUUACUGCUUACAAUUUCUUAACAUGCAGACUCUACCCAAAAUGCUAGUCAUUGCAUGCCAAAUUAAUAUUUUUCUAUUAAAACCAGAUAUCACCUGAUAAUAAGUUAAAAACAAAGGGAAAAGAAAAGAAAGACCAUUAGAAAAUAAUGUCAAAAGCAAGAAAUACAAAUCUGUGCAAGUUGUGAAGAAGCUAAGGUUUAGGAUCUCACGAUUGUAUUUCUCACGUUAUCAUGGUUGCAUCAAAGUUAUCAUCUUUGUCUUUUAAUAUUUCAAAGAGCACGCUGAUUAUUUUCAUUUUAAUGUUUUUCUUUUUACAUACAUGUAUCUAUCAUUCCAUGUGGUAUCUUAUUCCAUAAUUUAGCACCAAAAAUGGGGAUGGCUUGUCUUAGUUUUUCGAGAUUAAAUUUUUUGAUUUGGAGAAAAAGCAGAUAGCAAGGCACGAGGUUCACUAUCCGAUUAAAAUCCAUCAUGAUUAUAUUUGGCUUGUUUGCGAAACAUGUACAACAAUUCUAUUGUCUGACCCAGAGAAAUUGCUGACGACCCCGCGUCUCUUGUCGAUUGUAUGGAAACUACCAGUCGUCCAUGUCAUCCAGAUUGUCUAGAAAUGUUUUGAAACCAGGCUUUACAAGGAUCAAUUUAUUGCAUGCAAUUUCUAAGUUACGAUAUGUGUAAAUUAGUGCCAUGUUGUCAUCAAAAGUUCUUCAUACGUAUACUCUUACAUGACUGUAGUAACACAGUCCAUAGAGCAAUCAUAGAGUUCAGACCAUUAGUGAAGUGGUCACUUGCAAGAGGUUAAAGACAAUGUAUAAUUAUUAAACCAUCAGCCCCGAAAAAUGGUUGCGGUUGCUUACAGGAUGUUGUCGCUUAUGAGAGGUUCCAACUGUAAGGCUUUGAUGGGGUAUACUUUGGUCUGUUGGAUAGGUGGUUGCUUAUGGGAGGUGCUUACUUAUGAGAAGUAAUCGCACAUGGAGGUUCAACUGUAUUUACUUUAAUAACUGUCUCUUUUGCAUUUUAUUUCAGCUAAUUUGGUUCACACUGGUAUAGUUGAUAUGUCUAGCAUUGAGUCAAGCAGUAAAUCUUAUCAGGAUGACAUGGAAUUUGGCAACAGGAUGGCAGUACUGAGUGGCGACUUUCUUCUAGCUAAUGCCUGUACUGGCUUGGCAGAACUUAAAAAUACUGAAGUGGUUUGCAUGAUUUCUGAAGUAAUUGGACAUCUUAUGGAAGGUGAAUUCUUAAAAAUGGCAUUUAGUGGUCAAAACUUGAACUUGGAUUUUUGGAAUGAGCUGGUCUUCAAAUGUAAAGGAAGUUUAAUGGCAAACAGUUGUAAAGCUGCUCUUAAGAUUGUUUCACAUUCAUCUGAGGUAAGGGCUACUCUAACUACAAUGUAGUUAUUACAGUCAAGCCAGAUCAAGCAAACCCCCAUACAAGCCCUAGCAUUUCAUGGUUAUGAGUGUUUCUGGUACUGGAAAUUGAAAGAUAGUUUGCCAGUGACAUUUUCAGCCUUACAGUGUGUAAGGAUCAAUUUACAGGAAUUCACCAUUUUCCCGCUCAGAUUCUUCUCUAGUAGAGCAAUUUUACAGUUAUAAUAAUAUUUUCCCGUUUUUUUUUCCGUUAAUUUAACGUGUUUUGCAUUGAGAACUUCAAGUUUUAUUUCAAAUCUUGGAUGUUACAAAGAAUGUCAUACAUGACAAAACACAUCAGUAAAGCUGGUAAAGUUGACCCGGGUGAUAGGGUAGCCCUACCUGUGAAAUUUGCUUGUAAACCAGAGGUACAGCUGUAACUUUAACCCGUUUGCUAGGGUAACCGUAGGACAAGGUUAACCCUCUUUCCUUGUAAACAGGCCCUAAAAGUAAUUGAAGUAAUGAUAAUAAUUAUGACUCGGCUUUUAUAGGAAACUAAAUGUUGUUAAGCAUCUAUCAGUUUUCUGUCAUCCACGUUCUUGAAUCAUCCGUAAAGUGCAUUGCACGUUACUGGUUCAUGGCUUCCAGUGUCCAAAAAAGUAAUAAUUAUAUGGAGGUGAGUUUCCAUGAAUUUUCAUCUAACCAAAAAUUGUUACAAAUGGUUUCCUAUGAUCUCUGGCCACGGAACCAUAAAAUUGUUGUCCAUGGGAUUUGAAAUCCUAUGGCUUGCCAUAGACUGAAUCAGUGAAUUGAAUACUAAUGACCUAUGAACAUGUUAUUCUUGGCAACUGUUUCAUGCAUAAUGACUACAGCUUCUCAGUAUUCCAUCAGAUUGUAAAAUAUUGGAAUAGAUAAGAUUUCUUUAAAGCCAUGUCAUUUAAAUUCAGGAAAACUGAGCUGGCAGGAAUUACUUUGCUACCUCACAUGUGAAUUCAUUACUCAAUUCACAUGAAGGAAUGUAGAGAUGAAUGUGAAAUCUACCAAAGGUACAGCUGCUUCAUUGUACUAUUACAGAGAUUCGUCUUCAAAUAAUUAAUUAUUCCCUUGCCAAAUUUCUUUUAGCUUCAGAACAAAGCUUUUGAGUUUGGCAAGAACCUUGCUUAUGCUCACCAGCUGAAGGAGGACCUGCAUUCUCUUUUUGAACAUAAAUCGCCCACUGUGUUGUACAGUGCCCCAGUGAUUCUGGCCAGUGGACAAACUGAAGUGAGAAAACUGGUUAACCGUAUCUUUGUGGAGAAAAACUCAGAGAAACUUGGUGCAUUCCAGGAGGAGUUAAGAGACUUAGUCACCAGCAACCAGUCAGUCAAAGAGAUGGAAGAACUAUGUUCAUUUUAUGCAAACAAAGCUCUGGAGUCCUUAGAUCCAUUUCCAGAUUCUGAAGCUAAGCAGGCAUUAGUAAAUAUUACCAAAUUUUCUGCUGUAUAAAAUAUAAAAAUACUAGAUUUUCAACCGCUCUUCUCCAGACUAUUAGGGCGAGAAGAACUAUGAUCCCUGUGACAGUGAUUUUGUUUAAAACACUUUAUGGUGAAACCUGGGACUCAUCUUGGGAAAAAUCAUGAGUCCCAGUCCAGAACCAAUGAGUUCCAGUGUAACCAGAUGACAGACUCCAGAACUCUUUAUUAUGGUAUACUGAAAUUAAAAUAUAGUCCCUGGGUGGGGUGGUGGGGGUACUGCCAUAUAUGGGCUAUAUAGGUAUGUGCCGCUGUGAAGGGUAUGGUUUUCAAGUAGUUUACUGUGGGAUAGGGUAUAUAAAUCAGAGAGUUUGGGUCUAGAACAGGGUAUCAUUUACCAGGAAACUGAUCAAUUGGUUGAAGAUUUUAGUCUAGACUAGGGAAACCGUUCUGGUAAUUGCCACUCAAAAAUAUGAAAAAAUCAAAUCGGUUUUGAUUUGGCUGGACUGUGUUUGUGACCUCAAUAGUUUCUGGAAAACAGCUACUCUGGAAUAGGGGGGAUUUUGGGAGUUUAGUCUAGUAUAGGGUAACAAACUUCACUUCAACUAGCUCUGGUAAAGGCUAAGGGUUCUAGGG